UUUUUCAUAUUUAACAUUUGACAACUGUUUGUUUUCGCAUUCUCUGAUUGACAUGGCAAAAAGGAAUUGAACGAUAUCUCUAGUUUAAAUAUCCAAUUCCGAAUAAUCCAAACAAGGGGGCGAUUGUGAAUUUUAUUUUAUUUUGAAAUCAAUUUAGAACUAUGAGUAGUAUGCUAAAAACUCCUACUACAAUAUUCAAGAAAAUCCUACAACGAACAUUAGAGACAGAAAAAACAAAGUUAUGCCGUCAGCUUCAUCAAAAUGUUAACAAAGGUAGUGCAAAGUUGAGCACUGAAUGUGGAGGUUCAUCGUAUCCAGUAUAUGACCACAAGUAUGAUGCUGUUGUUGUGGGAGCUGGAGGAGCUGGUUUGCGAGCUGCCUUCGGUCUUGUGGCUCAGGGUUUUAAAACGGCAGUGGUAACUAAACUAUUCCCUACUAGAUCUCACACAAUUGCUGCCCAAGGUGGAAUAAAUGCUGCCCUUGGUAACAUGGAGGAAGAUAACUGGCUUUGGCACAUGUACGAUACAGUAAAAGGUUCUGAUUGGCUUGGAGACCAAGAUGCUAUACAUUAUAUGGCAAAAGAAGCGCCAAAAGCAGUUAUUGAAUUAGAAAAUUAUGGUAUGCCUUUUUCUCGUACUAAAGAUGGAAAAAUAUAUCAAAGAGCAUUUGGUGGUCAAUCUUUGAAAUUUGGAAAAGGAGGUCAAGCACAUAGGUGUUGUGCAGUAGCCGACAGAACCGGUCAUAGUAUGUUACAUACUCUGUAUGGUCAGAGCUUACGAUAUGACUGCAAUUAUUUCAUUGAGUAUUUUGCGUUGGAUUUGAUUAUGGAAGACGGCAUGUGUAAGGGAGUUAUUGCGCUUAAUCUGGAUGAUGGCACACUUCACAGAUUUAAUACUAAUAAUACAGUUUUGGCUUGUGGUGGAUAUGGACGAGCCUACUUCUCAUGCACCUCUGCUCAUACUUGUACUGGUGAUGGAACAGCUAUGGUGAGCCGUGCUGGACUUCCUUGUCAGGAUCUCGAAUUUGUCCAAUUUCACCCCACUGGUAUUUAUGGAGCUGGUUGUUUAAUGACAGAAGGUUGCCGAGGUGAAGGAGGUUAUUUGAUAAAUUCCGAAGGUGAAAGGUUUAUGGAAAGGUAUGCCCCAGUGGCUAAGGAUUUGGCUUCUAGGGAUGUAGUGUCCCGUAGUAUGACCAUGGAAAUCAGAGAAGGUCGUGGUUGUGGACCAGAAAAAGAUCAUGUAUACCUCCAAUUGCACCAUCUUCCUGCUGAGCAAUUGCAGCAGAGACUACCUGGUAUUUCAGAGACUGCUAUGAUAUUUGCUGGUGUAGAUGUAACUAGAGAACCAAUACCAGUAAUUCCAACAGUACACUAUAACAUGGGCGGUGUUCCUACUAAUUACAAAGGACAGGUAUUAGAUCAUAAGAAUGGUGCUGACGUUAUAAUUCCUGGAUUAUAUGCUGCAGGCGAAGUAGCCAGUAAUUCAGUUCAUGGUGCUAACCGAUUAGGUGCUAAUUCCUUGUUGGAUAUCGUAGUCUUUGGAAGAGCUUGCGCCCUUACUAUUGGGGAAACAAAUAAACCUGGUGAUAAAGUGCCCGAAUUUUCUUCGAAUGCGGGUGAAGCUAGUAUUGCUAAUUUAGACUGGUGCAGAAACGCUAAAGGUUCUACACCAACUGCUGCACUUAGAUUGAAGAUGCAAAAGACCAUGCAAAGCCAUGCAGCUGUGUUCAGAGAUGAAGAAUAUCUAAAAGAAGGUGUGGAUAAGAUGUCUGGUAAUUACAAUGAAAUGAAGGACCUUAAAGUUCAUGAUCGGAGUCUAAUUUGGAAUAGUGAUCUUGUAGAAACUCUUGAACUGCAGAAUCUUAUGCUUAAUGCCAUGCAGACCAUUGUUGGUGCAGAAAAUAGAAAGGAAAGUCGUGGUGCUCACGCCAGAGAGGACUAUAAAACGAGGAUUGACGAAUAUGACUACUCAAAACCUUUAGAAGGUCAAACAAAGAAACCCGUUGAAGAGCAUUGGCGCAAGCAUACCCUCACCAACAUUAAUGUUGAAACUGGAAAAGUUGACAUCAGAUACAGACCAGUUAUAGAUAAGACCCUUGAUUUGACAGAAUGCCCUACUGUACCACCUGCAAUAAGAUCUUAUUAAGUUCUUUGCUUUAUGUUGAAAGGAGAAAGAACAAAAUUUUUAGAGGAGGAAUUCUAGUUCAAAUUAAUGAAUAAGCCAAUGUAAGAUCAUAAGUGUGAUGGAUUAGAUCUCCUCUUAUAACUAUAUGUUCUAAGAAAUAAAAGGUUUGUGAAUGUUUUUACCUCCUAAACAUCUGUAUUAUUGUUUCAGAUAUUGCACAAAAGUGAAAAGCAAUGUUUACAAUGUAUAUUAGCCUUUUAAGAACAGUUUCAAUAGAGCUUUUCAAAUGAAGUAUUUUUAUCAAUUCUAAUUGUUGAUUUGUAUUAAGUUCAAACAAAACAUUAUAUUCUCCCCCAUUUUAUUUAUUAUUAUUGUUAGUUAUUAUAAUUUACUUCAUUUGUUGAUUAUGUACUUAUUUUUUAAAAUAACAAAUAGCUAUGUUAUGCAAGUUUUGGUUCAUUCGAUUGUAUUGAUAUGAUAGAUAAUAAUUAAAUAGUUUAAGGUGAAAUGAAAAAAUUGUAAAGAAAAAUAAAGGCAAAUAUUCGUUGUA
Molecule: messenger RNA, 2673 nt
Organism: Harmonia axyridis
Lineage: Eukaryota; Metazoa; Arthropoda; Insecta; Coleoptera; Coccinellidae
Gene: SdhA
Product: succinate dehydrogenase [ubiquinone] flavoprotein subunit, mitochondrial
Exons: 11
Coding region: 162-2144 (660 amino acids)
Biological process (GO): tricarboxylic acid cycle; mitochondrial electron transport, succinate to ubiquinone
Molecular function (GO): flavin adenine dinucleotide binding; electron transfer activity; succinate dehydrogenase (quinone) activity
Source: RefSeq, a predicted model, not a curated record